Molecule: messenger RNA, 1589 nt
Organism: Erpetoichthys calabaricus (reedfish)
Lineage: Eukaryota; Metazoa; Chordata; Cladistia; Polypteriformes; Polypteridae
Product: immunoglobulin superfamily member 22-like
Exons: 10
Coding region: 36-1589 (517 amino acids)
Source: RefSeq, a predicted model, not a curated record
UUUUCGGUUGGACAUUUGAGACCUAAAGCUUCACAAUGGCCACCAAAGUCCUCCAGUCGUCAGGGGGAAUGCAAAUGACCUCCUCCACCUCCACCACCACCACCAUCACCACCACCAAACUGAAGAAAGUCUCACAAUCCAGCAAGGUGGUGGAAGAGAAAACCGAGCAGCGCAAAUCAUCCAUGACAAUGGAGUCCUUCCACCUGGUCACCAAGUCAUUUGAGAUCCCACCUGGAGAAUGCGUCCCCAUGUUUGACGAGAAGCCCAAGGCCGUCACCGUACCUGAAGGAGAACCCAAAGUGUCCUUCAAAGCUCGAGUGAGUGGCAACCCAACCCCAGCGGUGACCUGGAGCAGAGAAAGUGGGAAGCCCAUAAAGGAGUCAGCCAAGACCUUCUUUGACAGCAGUAACAAGCAGUACGUCCUCAAGCUAAAGGCCAUCACUGCAGACGACGCAGACAACUACAAGUGCACGGCUUCCAAUAACCAUGCAGACGCCAUCUACACCUUCUCCCUUGUCGUCGGAGGAAGUGCCCAGAUGGACUUUAAAAAGAUGCUAAAGAAAAGAAGUGUCCCUGCCCCGAAAACAGAAAAGCGACCGAUCACAGAGGAGGAGAUGUUGAAGAUUCUUUCAGGUGCAGACAAGAAAGACUAUGAGAGGAUCUGUGCAGAACACGGCUUCACCGACUUCCGAGGAAUCUUGAAGAAGCUGAAAGAGAUGAAGAAGAAAGUGGAUGUGGAGAUGGUCAAAGUUCUGAAACCGCUUGAGGAUAUUGAGGCCAAGGUGGACACCACAGUCAUUUUUGACACCAUCCUUGAGCUUAGAGACCCCAACACUAGACUGAUGUGGUUUAAGGAAAAUGAGAUGCUGCGCAUCCAGUACUCCCUGGGCAAAUACGAGAUGAAGCAGAUGGGAACCAAGUUCAUGCUGUACGUUACUGGAGUUACCCUCAGAGACAGUGGCAUCUACAGGCUCGAGGUUGGGGACAAAACCUUGACGGCCAAGCUGAAUGUCAUAGAUGAGCCACUGAAAUUCCUCACUGAGCUCAAGCCACUCCGCGUGACUGAGAGGCAGACGGCCGUCUUUGAGGUGCGCCUCUCCAAGAAGACGGAUCUGCCAGUGCUAUGGAAGGUGAAGGGCAAGGAGCUGAAGAGGGACGAGAAGUUUGAUGUGUCAGUGUCCGAGGACGGCCUCACCUACACGAUGAAGAUCAAGGAUGUGCGCCACAGUGACAUUGGGGACUACUCCCUGUGCAUCGGUGACAUGGUGGCCUCCACACAGCUCUUUAUUGACAGAAUCCCAAUUAAGUUUGUGAGCAACCUGAAGAACACCCGUGUCAAAGAGAAAGGCAAAGCCCGAAUGGAGUGUGAGCUCAGCUCCAAGGACGUGUUCAUCAAGUGGCUGAAGGACGGCAAGGACGUCACCCACAAUCCUCGCUACACCUUCCUGCGCGAGGGCAAGAGAGCCGAGAUUAUCAUCGAGGACUGUGACCUGGCCGACUCGGGAGAGUACGCGAUUGUGGCAAUGCAGGAGAGUGAUGCCCAUGAGUAUGUCAGCUCAGCCAACCUGACUGUAGACGGUAGGCUUUAA